This is a messenger RNA of Mesorhabditis belari, 1992 nucleotides long. The record is from the annotation of a GenBank genome assembly. Lineage: Eukaryota; Metazoa; Nematoda; Chromadorea; Rhabditida; Rhabditidae.
AUGAUGCUUCGGAAGCAGCUUCUCCUUGUGCCGUACAAAGCGGCUUCGCCGAAAACACAUCACUUGACAUGGGCAGGGCGAAAGCCACUCGGCGCGGGCACUUUUGGCGAAGUUUGGUCAAUCGAAUACAGCACUCUUUUGCACUGUCAACGGAAAACGGGCGAAAAGCAUUUACUCGACGUGCGCAUAUGCGAUUUCGGCUCGGCGAGGCAUUUUGAGCACACGACGACUUUCCCGGUUGAAGGCGGCUCGGAGGGGACAGAGAUGUAUUGGGCUCCGGAGACGUUCUACGAACGGAAGACCUGCCAUCGGACCGAUAUCUUCCAGCUUGGUACCGUGCUCUAUGAAUUGGUGGAACGGAGCAAUUGCCUUUUGAAUGAAGAGUCCGGAGAGCCGCCACUGCUAUCUUGUGAUGGAGAGAUCCAAAAGCUCGUCUACAUCUGUACACGGUCUUCCUAUGAGCAACGAGCGAGUCACGCACAAGAGGUGGAAGCAAGGCUUGACGCCAUGCUGCAGGCUUGUCAGCAGAACGGCGCGGGACUAGAACUGGAAGUGGAAGAACUGAGCGGACGUGGCCAAGAUGCUCCAGAGACACCGACUGGAGUGAGGCCGCCACAAACACCUGACUUCAGUUGGCUUUUCCAGCCCCUUACAAACAAUCUAGCGGCGGAGACAUUUACGGAGCGAAUCAAGGGCGACGCCGGGUGCGAGGAUGCCGAUUUUCACAGGCAAUACUUUCGAGAAUCGGGGAAAUACGACGGCCUGAGCCAAAUCGAUUUGCAAAUUGGCCAGAUUGUGGAUCAACAUAUGACGAACUAUGCUAAUUUGAACUAUGCUGGACUUUUGAAAUCUGAAAGCGAAAUGCAAAGGCCAUCACACAAUCUGAGAUUUGACAUGUCUGACAAUCAGCGUUUUGAGGAGAUGCUCAUCGCCGAUUCCAACUACCAAGCCAAGCUCUUCGAGCAGAUCUUCGAGGUGUUAAUUGAUACGGCAAAAGUGCCAAAAGUGCCAAAAGUGCCCAAAAGUUCUCGGAAUCUCAACUCGGAGACUCAUUUCAGCUACGGGUGCUGGGAUUUGUUCGAGUUGUUGGAAGAAAGACGUGAAAGCCUUGUGAAAUUCAUCGAAUUCGGCUAUUUGAUCGAGUUUGAAUUUGAUUGCUUCAUCAUUCGAACGAAUUCCGGUCCAAAGCCAUGUACUUUCUUGGCAGGUGACCAUACGGGGAGUUUGUUCAAAUAUGAAGAAAAUGGAGUCAAGGUUUUGUUUUAUUUGGAAGGGGAGACUAAAAGUGAACGAAUACUGGCCAACCCGCCGCGGACCACGAUCGGUUGCGUGGAGUUACAAGAGUUGGUGGCCAAUGGAAUGAAACAGUUGCACAAGGCAACAAUAUCCUAUCACAGUUCCUUGAACAAGGAGUUCCGUUUUGAAGUAGAGAACUACACGUUUCGGCUGAAGUGGCCACCGAGUCAUAAACACAAUUGCAACGGUUUCAUUCCAAGUCAGCUAAUUCAAAAACCUGGCUUUCCGAAAGAGAUCAGUCCUUCAGAAAGAAUCGGAAUCUGCAGGUGUAUCCAAGGGUGUCCGGAAAGCGAAUCGUUGAUCGAGGUGUACACGAAAAUCUGUAAAUUGUUUUUUUUCGUGAAGCGGAAAGGGGUGAAGAUGUUAAAGACACCGUACGAGGGACGGCCUUUGAAGAUUCGCUUUGACGAGAUUCGGCAACACCACGAUUGGCGUUUCCAUUGGCACGAGACAGAAAAACGGCUGAUACUCGAUCAUCCGGAAAGCUAUGACCAAUCUAGCAUUGAGAUGUCGUUUGAUUGUGAUCAUGUCGAUCAUGUCAUGUCAAUCAUGUCGAUUGAUUGUCAUUAUGGCUUUGAAUGCUUACCUGUAUCAGAGAAUCAAUUGGAGAAACAACGAAAGACACUCGGCGUUCACGAGCUGUUCAAUGUGAACCAACAUCCCAAUGAGAACAUAUUUUUCAGGUUUGGCCCAAAU